AGGGAAAACAACACAGCUACAACUUUUCAUAUGGUACCAUGAACGUCUCCAUGCUGAUCUUUCUUUUGCUGUAUUUUCUUUAAUAAUAACUCUUGAUUCGGCAUGUGCUCAAGAGGGAAACAAAUGGUCCGGUCUCCUUCAGAUUCCACCUGCAGCUCGUCCUGUGUGAAACUCUAUCUGUGCUCCAACCCAGAGGACAGCGUCGUAGAGCGCAGAGCUCUGAGAGAGCAUGUUUUCCCGAAACUCACAGAGCACUGCAGGAACACACUGGGGCUGGAUGUCAGGGUGAUAGACCCAUUUGAGUCCAGUGAUCCCAGCCGUUGGCCAGAUGAAUAUACAAGACAGCAGCUGAUUAAAGAAUGCAGAGACAGCUCCACUGGACCUUUUUUACUGGCUCUGGUGGGACAUCAGUAUGGCACAGCCAGUCUGCCCACCCAGGUGGAGGUGUCAGAGUACCAGCUGCUGCUGCAGGAGAGCCAGCAGGCAGGCAUCAGCACCCAGGAGCUGGAGAGGGUUUACCAGAGGGAUGAGAACACUAUCGCCCCCUCCUACCACUUGAGAGCUCCACACAGACACACCUGCUACCCUCGGGCAGAAGUUAAUGAGGAAGAGCAGCGCAAGAUGAAGGCUAAAGAAGAAGAGCUGAGGAAGACCUUUCAGACCACGGUGAGUCUGUGUGUCCACAAAGGUCUCAUGACUCCAGAGAGAGCCCACAGCUACUACAGAUCAGCCCUCGACGCAGAUCUGCGAUUUGCUCUGGACGACCACCCUGAUAAUGACAUAAUCGGACGCUGCCUGGUCUACGUCCACAAGGUCGUGAAUGCAAAAGGAGAGAGAGAGAAAGGACAGGUGACUUUACAGCAGCAGCCACAGUCAGAGGCUGCUACCUCUGACCUUAAGGCAUUACCCACUGAUGGACAAUUACUCUCAGAGCUUUGUGACAAUUUUCUCCCUGGUCUCAUCACUUCCCGUCAGCUUCUAGUCUACACCACCACCACAGAGUGCGACCGUCGCCAUGGUUACACGACAGCCAGGAGGCGAGGCUAUACCGAGUCUCUGUGCCAGCAGGCGUACUCUGACCUCGUGGAGUUGAUCGACAGCUCGAACGUGUUAGAAACCAGAGAAGACUCUCAGCUUGGUGAUGCUUUGGCCCGAGACCAGGCAGAGCAGCAGGAGCUGUGUGAUACCUUGUCCCGAUUUUACGACAUUAUUCGACCAGAAGAGGAAGAGGUCAGGAUGAAGAUCAGAGCUUAUGUGGAGCAGAGUGAGCAACAGUGCCCUUUAGUGGUGACAGGAGGGCCGUGCACAGGGAAGACAGUGCUGCUGGCACACUGUGCUCAACAGAUAAAAUCAUGGCUACCAGACAGCGAUCCUGUGGUGAUCACUUAUUUUUGCAACCUGCAACAGGGGCUUUCCUCAAAGCACCUGUUGUCCAGCCUUUGUUAUCAGAUAGGCAGUAGAUAUCACAGCGGCUCUUCUAAGCGGGUUCCCAGCUUCAACCUUGACACCGACCUGGAUGAUCUCAGCUGCAUCACUAACCCCAUAGACUACAAAUCCAACUGCAGCUCAACAUCUAGUCUGGAUUCUCACCACCAACCCACCACCAGAGAGCAUGUUUCUGACUCUAACCUGUGUACCAUACAAUGCUCAGAUGCUAGAGCACCUUCUGGCAUUAUAGGACCUAACAUUAGUCUGUCUGAGCUUAAAGAACGUCUCUCCUCCCUUCUGUCUUCUCUCAAAAAGCCUCUAGUUCUAAUCCUUGAUGGCCUGGAUCAAAUUGAAAACACUUUUGUUUGUCCUCAAAUCAUUGAGAGCCUCCCUUCCCCCCUCCCUCCCAGUAUCAAACUAAUCCUCACAGUCUCCUCCAACCGAACGCAUGUCCUGGAGGCCAUCAAACUACAUUACCUACAAUGCAGUACGCCUCACUGUGUAUACGAAGGCAGUGAGAGGGAGUCGGGAUAUGUUUGUGUACAGUUGGGAUUGGUGGACAGAAAAGAGUGUGUGAAGUUUCUGGCGUCACUGCUGAGCAGUUCAGGAAGGCGGGUAACGUCAGGACAACAGGCUCUGGUGAACCAGGCGCUGACUUCCUGUUGUCUGACUCUCUAUGUUCGACUACUGCAUGCGCAUACCUCGCUCUGGUACUCUGAUUCAGAUGUGACUGGGUCGUCUCUCCCCGAUGGUGUCCAUGCAUCCAUUUCUGCACUCUUUGAUCACCUCGAGCAGAAACACGGCACCUCUAUCGUGGCUCGUGCCGUCUCCUACCUCACCCUCUCCAGGACUGGGCUCACUGAGGUCGAGCUCACCGAUCUCCUGUCCAGUGAUGAUGAGGUGCUGUCUGAGUAUGUUCCUCGGGGUGAGAAACCCUCCUCUAGUAUGAGAGUCCCGCAAAUUGACAUGGAGAGACUUCUAUUGGAUUUGAGGAGGUUUCUCAUCAGGAGGACAUUUGGUGGGUCGCAGGUUUUGUUCUGGGUGAGCAGGCAUUUCAAGCUGGUGGUGGCUAAGAGGUAUUUGGGAACACAUGAGGCGAGGAGGGAGAUUCAUUCGGAGAUGGCGGAUUAUUUCAGUGGCCAGUGGGCUUCUGGAAAUGCUAAAUUGCUUCUUGUUAACCCGAAAUCAGGACCAAACAAGGAAACUGCCGAAAUGAAAAUAUACAUAGACAGGCAUUCAUCCAGCCAGCCGUUUGUCUUCACUUCUUCACCCAAAGAUACUGGUCACGUGAACUUGAGAAAAGUCACAGAAUUGCCGUAUCACUUGCAAGAAAGUGGGAGGUGUGAGGAGUUGGAGCAUGGGUUGUUAAUGUCAUUGGGGUUUCACCAGGCUAUGGUUCGUGCUGGUCUUCUGGGAGAUCUGGUAACCAUGUUGGAGAGUGACAAGGGGUCAUCGCAGUUCAAGCUUUUAAGAGAAAGAUUAUUCCUUGCAAGCAUAUUGAAGUCUUCUGCUUGUUUACUGCAGUUUUCUCCUCUACAGCUGCCCACAGUGAUGGAAACAAGCAUCCUCCCUUAUCUGGAGGCCUUUCCGGCAUUCAAAGGUUAUAUCAGAGAGAUCAGACAGGAAAGGAGGCAAAGAGGAAGUGGUUUAGGAGUAGCGCUUUGUCCUUCUCCUUCCUCUGUUCCACCCAUUCAGUGUUUAGAGCUUGAUGCCAAAACUAAGACAGUCUCUGUAGCAGAAGCAGCUGGGACAGAGUGCGGGAUUGUAGCUGAGAUCAUGGAUGAUGGUUCUGCUUGGAUCUGGAAAGGUUCUGGAGGUGAGGUAGUUAAAGUAUCACUGAGCUGUGAGCAGAAGGAGCUGAAGUUUGCAGGAGUGAAGAGUAGCGGUGGAUUCAUGCUGCUUUCCACACAGUGCAACAAGCUUUUUUUGUGGGAUGUGACAGGCCCUGAAAUGUUUCUAGAGGUCAAAGACCUUUUGAAAACAGAAUCUGAAACAAAGUCAAACAAACAAAAGGCCAACAAAAUCGAGGGGUUUGUUGGAUGUCAGAAAAAGUUAUUUAUGUGGUGGAAAGAUGAGAGCUUCGUGAGUGUGUUUAAUGUCUCCAAUGAGACCUUGACUCAUUUCCAGUGUCUGAGCUCUGUGACCUGUUUGGUUUGUUCUUCUGAUGGUUUAUACAUGUACUGUGGGCAGGAGGAAGGCACAGUGUCCUUAUUUGACACAGACUCCAGCAGUCUGCUUGGCAGCUUUACAAACUCAAACCACAGUGCAGUUACAUCAAUAAUCGUCUGUGAAGAUAAGGGGGAAAUAGCAUGUGUAGACAGGACUGGAAAUGUAACUUUGUGGCAUGUGGAGGCCAAAACACAACAACCCAGACUUGUAAAAGAAAUAUUCAGUGGAGGUAAAUCUAAUGACAUCCUCAGUGCAGAUUACUCCAAAAACAUUGACAUGUUAUUGGUGUGUCAGGCCCAUCAGGUUACACUGUGGGAUACAAGUUACUGGGAGCCGUGGGACCAGUUCUUCGCUCCAAGAGGGAGGGCCUUCACUCAAGCUGUGCUCUCCCAGGAUGGCCACCUCUUCCUGGCUUUGUUAGACACUUGUGCCCCUGUCUUGGUGUGGAGGGUCAGUACAGGGGAGUGUGUCCUCUCCUUAGAAUCAAACAAGCGGCCUCAUACACUCCUCAAAACAGCCUCAAAUAUCAUUUGUGUCGCUAAUGAUGGCUACCUGACAGUGUGGGACUCUGAGAUGAUAGACGCUGCAGGUACAGCUCCGAAAACAGGGAGUGGAGUGAAGGAAGUGGUGGUUGAACAAACAGGGGAGUGGUUCUACACCACGGACGGGUCAGAAACGGUGUGGGGAUGGAGUUUAGAGACAGGUUUUCCACAUGAUAUCUUCCUACAUGAUGGUCCCGUGGAAAAACUGUGCAUUUCUCCGGAUAACGUCCACCUUGUGACACUUUCAGCAGGGGAAAUUUACGUCUGGCAGACAGAAACAGGUCAGAACAUCCUGCGUAUCCGUGGCACCAGAGCUACAGAUAUCCUGAUCACCCCUAAUAGUAACUUUGGGGUGAGUAUUUCCAGUCGUGGGCUGUCUCGAGUGUGGAAGCUGACACAUGGGAGUAUUGUGUGCAGCAUACACAAGUACCUAUCCGACGCCAAGGUGUCUCCUGAGAGCACCUUCCUCAUUGGCCGUUGUCGUGGUGACCUGUUAGCUGCCAGUCUGUGGUCAGGCUCCAUCAGCAAGCGUUUCUCCUGUGUGGAAAGCUCAGAGCAUGUUGUUGCUUUCCACACGCUUUCAGAACACCCAGACUUUGUGGUGGUGAUGGCAGCUUCAGGCGCAGUGUAUACCUGGAAGGUAGCUGAGGAGACUCUGUGCAGGCACUUUCAGCUGCCGUAUACGUUUCAGUGUCAGCCACAAGACUUCCAAAUGUCCUCCGAUGGGAACUAUGCACUGUUGUCCACCGAUAAUGACACCGUCAACCUCUUGGACUUGUCUCAGGUCAGACUGUGCUCAUUCAAAGCCAAGGGUCCUGUCAUUAAAGCCUGCUUGGACAAAACUGGAUAUUUCACUGCCUACAUCAGCCUGGAGAAAACCUGUGCCUGCGACCCGCAUGCGAGGCCCGUCCUCACAGUCGUGCGACUCACAGAUGGGGAAAAAGUAGGAAGUGUGCAUCUGUCCAAGAAUCCAUUAACUCUGGUUGCGUGUAAGCAGCAGUGUGUGUUUGUGGGUUUUGAGGACGGGUCUGUAGGUGUGUAUUCUGUUUCAGAUGUCAUGAUCAACAUGGAGGACUCGAUCAGGUGCAGAGAAAACCUGAUUGGUGAGUUGAAGCAAUGCCCCUUUGACAGAGCACCAUUCAGCUGGUCACCCCUGGCAACCCCCAAUAUUACAUGGCCUUAAGAUUAUUCUGUAUACUAUACUGCUGGACAAGGAUUGUGUUUUUAAAAUGUAAAAAGAUGAUAAAUUUGACAGAACACAAUGUGAAGUGAAACGUGAUAGAAAUCAGAAGUUGUUGUAUGUAUAGGUUUGUGUAUAUAUGAAUAUAUAAAUAAAAAUACUGUAUAGUGUCGUUUGUUUCAUCCACUUCUGGGGCAAAUAUGAUGGACUGUUUUCUAACCAGACAACACCGCAAUCUGUAACUGCACCAUCGUUUGUUUCACUUUCAGCUGGCCUGAGUUUAUUAUAUCUCUGCAGAAACAGUGUUUUCCUGGGUUUCACUUCUGUGAAAACAAAACCUCUGUCUGAUCAGUUUGCACCAUAUCUACUGUAUCCUGUGUCUUAAAAUAUUGUUAACACAGAGAGGAUCUUGGCACAUGCAUUUGAAGUAAAAUUUGGUUUUUAAUUUA
Toxotes jaculatrix (banded archerfish) is the source of this 5768-nucleotide messenger RNA. RefSeq names its product NACHT and WD repeat domain-containing protein 2. Gene Ontology annotation, molecular function: protein binding. The record is from RefSeq and is a predicted model, not a curated record. Lineage: Eukaryota; Metazoa; Chordata; Actinopteri; Toxotidae. The transcript has 10 exons. The coding region runs from base 103 to 5322 and encodes 1739 amino acids.